AUGAGCCCGUUCUCACUACUUCUCCUGCUCGGGUACGUAACUGCUGUGCUCUGUGAAGACACUUGCGACAAGGACUCCUGCCCAAAGAUGUCGUCUACAAAGGAAAGGACCUUCAUCGCCGUCAAGCCUGAUGGUGUCCACAGGAAUCUUGUUGGGAAAAUUAUCCAACGAUUCGAAGAACGUGGCUACAAACUUGUCGCCCUUAAGAUGAUGACUGCAUCGAAGCAGCACCUUGAGGUCCAUUACCAAGAGCUCAAGGAUAAGCCAUUCUUCCCACACUUGAUCAAGUACAUGGGAUCAGGUCCAGUUGUAGCUAUGGUCUGGCAAGGUUUGGACGUUGUCAAGCAGGGCCGUGCAAUGCUUGGAGCCACAAACCCACUUGCUUCCGCUCCGGGAACUAUCCGAGGUGACUUCUGUAUCCAGACGGGUCGCAAUAUCUGUCACGGAUCGGAUUCGCUGGAGUCGGCUCAACGAGAAAUUGCUCACUGGUUCAAGCCGGAGGAGAUCAAUGACUACGAGAGCCCAUUCAUUGAUUCGUGGGUUUAUGAAUAG
Haemonchus placei is the source of this 552-nucleotide messenger RNA. The record is from the annotation of a GenBank genome assembly. NCBI's taxonomy places the organism in Eukaryota, Metazoa, Nematoda, Chromadorea, Rhabditida, Trichostrongylidae.